Messenger RNA from Nelumbo nucifera (sacred lotus), 2803 nucleotides. Its product is annotated as protein CLAVATA3 INSENSITIVE RECEPTOR KINASE 4-like. The record is from RefSeq and is a predicted model, not a curated record. Gene Ontology annotation, molecular function: protein kinase activity; ATP binding; protein binding. Gene Ontology annotation, biological process: protein phosphorylation. Lineage: Eukaryota; Viridiplantae; Streptophyta; Magnoliopsida; Proteales; Nelumbonaceae.
GCGUAAGAGUAUGGUCCAUGUCCAUCUUUGCCGGGGAAUGCCUACUUUUCUUGCUGACUGGUUUAUUGUUGAGGUUCAGAUUCUAUGGGGUCUAUACUUGCAUUGCCGCCUACAAGUUACGCCCUUUGGCUCAUACUUAAAAAGAGACAUGGUGACAAUCUCUGUCAUAAAUUCCCGCAUCUCGAGGGCACUUCCCGCUCUCUCUCAGAGCUCUGUGCCAAUUUCUUCGUCGCUUUCCCAGAAAAUAUAUUAUAGAGUUCGAUUAAGUUAGGGCAUCGGAAGAGCAGCCCGAUCCCCGAGGCCAGAGAUUCUGGACCACUUUCUUCGUUGUCAAUGGCGGAUUUAAUUGUAAUUCGCACCAGCAGUGGUACCUGCAAUGCCAGUGCUGUCCAGAAAAACUGUCAGGUCAAAGCCCUAGAACUACAACAUCUGGAAAUCCUAAAAGGACUUUGCCCAGCUUUCCUGGUUGUUGCUCUGUCCCCAAUGGAACUGUGUGUGAUGGUUCUGCUGCUGCUGCUGCUACAGUUCUCCUUAUUCGCUCGAUUCCCUGUAGUUCGAGCUUCCGACAGCCUGCUCUCUCCUAAGGGCGUUAACUAUGAAGUUGCUGCUUUGAUGUCUGUGAAGAGUAAGUUGAGAGAUACUCUUCAUGUUCUUGAUGGAUGGGAUAUUAAUUCGGUUGAUCCUUGCACGUGGAACAUGGUUGGCUGUUCUCCUGAGGGUUUUGUGAUUUCUCUGUUGGAAUUCUAUUAUUUAGAUAGUUCUUCUACUUCUGGUUUUGAUGGCAGAGAAAUGGCUAGUAAGGGGUUGUCAGGUUUGCUUUCUCCAUGCAUUGGGAAUUUGAGUCACCUUCAAACAAUGUUAUUACAGAAUAAUCUAAUAUCUGGUCAUCUUCCAGUAGAGAUGGGGAAGCUCUCAGAGCUUCGUACUCUUGACCUUUCAGGUAACCAGUUUACUGGUGAGAUUCCAAGUUCUUUGGGCUUUCUGACUUAUCUAAGUUACUUGCGGCUUAGCAAGAAUAAGCUUUCUGGACGGAUUCCUAGUGCAGUUGCUAAUCUCACAGGUCUUUCUUUCUUGGAUCUGUCAUUCAAUAAUCUUAGCGGUCCCACUCCAAGAAUACUUGCAAAAGCCUACAGUGUUGCAGGGAAUAGGUUUCUUUGCACCUCAUCAUUGGAAGAAGCUUGUAGGAAUGUUCCAGAACCAGCUCUGGAUGCUAGUUCAUCACAAAAAUCCAGUAGUCAUCGUCAAUGGGCAGUUGAUGUUGCUAUAGGUGUCAGCUGUACCUUUGUGGUCUCUGUGAUGCUGGUUGUUUGUUGGGUUAAUUGGUGCAGAUGGGGUGUUCCCUUUGCUUCAUAUGUUAUUGCAGAGCAACAGGACUAUGAAUUUGAUAUGGGUCAUCUGAAGAGAUUUUCUUUUCGUGAACUGCAAAUUGCAACCGAUAAUUUUAGCCCCAAGAACAUCUUAGGCCAAGGUGGAUAUGGGGUGGUCUAUAGAGGAUGUCUCCGGAAUGGGACAGUUGUGGCUGUGAAAAGGUUAAAGGAUCCCAGUUUUACUGGAGAAGUGCAGUUUCAAACUGAAGUUGAGAUGAUUGGCUUGGCUCUCCACCGGAAUCUCUUACGUUUAUAUGGGUUUUGCAUGACAUCUAAUGAAAGGUUACUUGUUUAUCCUUACAUGCCAAAUGGGAGUGUUGCUGACCGCUUGAGAGAUCCUCCCCGUGAACAGCCAUCUUUGGACUGGAACAAACGCAUGCGAAUUGCUCUUGGAGCUGCUCGUGGACUAUUAUACUUACAUGAACAGUGUAACCCAAAAAUCAUUCACAGGGAUGUCAAAGCUGCAAAUAUUUUACUUGAUGAAAGUUUUGAAGCUGUGGUUGGGGAUUUUGGCCUUGCAAAGCUUUUAGAUCAGAGAGAUUCACAUGUCACAACUGCAGUGCGGGGUACUGUAGGACAUAUUGCACCAGAAUAUCUUUCUACAGGGCAAUCUUCUGAGAAAACCGAUGUAUUUGGAUUUGGUAUAUUACUCUUGGAACUCAUAACGGGACAGAAGGCAUUAGAUGCAGGAAAUGGCCAGAUUCAGAAGGGAAUGAUUCUUGACUGGGUUAGGACGUUGCACGAGGAGAAGAGACUGGAGGUACUGGUAGAUAAGGAUCUUAAUGGAUGUUUUGAUGCAGUAGAGCUGGAAAAAGCAGUAGAAGUGGCCCUGCAGUGUACACAAUCCCAUCCCAACCUCCGACCAAAGAUGUCAGAAGCCCUAAAGACACUGGAAGGUGUGAUCAGACCACUAAUACAUACAGAAGAAGCUCAAGUUGACAUACCUAGUGGAGGAAGGGCUUACAGUUUCUCCAGAAACUACAGUGAUGCCCUUGAAGAAUCUUCAUUCAUCAUUGAAGCAAUUGAGCUGUCUGGCCCCAGGUGACGCGCAGGAAUUGCUUUCUGCAGGCUCAAAUUUAGAGUUUGCAUUUGAUAAUGGAGGGUAGUUAAAUCUUUGGAUCAACAUAAAUCCCUAAAGCUAUGUUUGCUUUGAUAGAAAACAAGAGAGAAACGGAAAGUUGAGGGAAAGCUCUUAUUUUCUAUCAAACCAAACACAACCUAAAGGAUACGAGAGAAUUGGGGGUAGUACAAUAUUUUCACAUGGAAAAGUGGUAAAAGAUUUUGGCUUCCACAAAUGUGUAACUGAACUGAUGCAAGAAAAAAGAGAAGGAAAAAUGCCAGUUUAUUCAUUUUAGGGCAUUUCUUUUCAUUUUUGUUACAUAUACAGAAAACCCUCAGGUUUUGCAUCAGCCGAUUGUUCAAACUGUUUUAACGUA